AUUUCCUCCUGGUUUCGAAAGGGCAGCUUCUGAAGAUCUGCCCUCGAGGUUCGCCCAAUUUACGCAUAUACCCUCCGCUUCCCCAUCGCCAUAAAAAUGGGGCUAUCUUUCACUAAGCUUUUCAGCCGGCUAUUUGCCAAGAAAGAGAUGCGGAUUCUUAUGGUGGGUCUUGAUGCUGCGGGUAAGACCACCAUUUUGUACAAGCUCAAGCUGGGAGAGAUUGUUACAACCAUUCCCACAAUUGGAUUUAAUGUGGAGACAGUUGAAUAUAAGAACAUCAGCUUUACCGUAUGGGAUGUUGGUGGUCAGGACAAGAUUCGGCCAUUGUGGAGACACUACUUCCAAAACACGCAAGGACUCAUUUUUGUGGUUGACAGCAAUGAUCGGGACCGUGUGGUUGAGGCGAGGGAUGAGCUGCACAGGAUGUUGAAUGAGGAUGAGUUGAGGGAUGCAGUGCUGCUUGUAUUUGCUAACAAGCAAGAUCUUCCAAAUGCAAUGAAUGCUGCCGAGAUCACUGAUAAGCUCGGUCUCCACUCUCUUCGUCAACGUCACUGGUAUAUCCAAAGCACGUGUGCCACUUCUGGGGAGGGGCUGUAUGAGGGGCUGGACUGGCUCUCCAACAACAUUGCAAACAAGGUAGCUUUUUCCAACAUGGCACCAAAGUUAUACUUUGAUGUAAUAAUCACUAUCUGUUUUAGGUUUAGGGUUGUAGGCCUGGUUUAGGGUUUAGUAUGAUCCUUCAACAUCUCUCUAUCCUGGAACAAUGAAUGAAUCAUGAGGGUUUAGUAUGAUCCUUCAACAUCCCCCUAUAAGGGUUUAGGGUUUAGUAUGAUCCUUCAACAUCUCUCUAUCCUGGAACAAUGAAUGAAUUAUAAGGGUUUAGUAUGAUCCUUCAACGUCUCCCUAUCCUGGAACAAUGAAUGAAUUAUCUUCUCGUUCAAGUGUAAAUAGAAAUGAAAUUUCUAUUGGAAAAUAACAUCAUUAAGCCCUUUGUGCUGAUUAUUAGGAAUUUAAACAGAAAAUAAGUAAUACAGUUGAUAAGAAAGAGCAUUUGUCAACCAUUUGGUAAUUUCUUGAGUGAAUUUGCUGAAGAAUCAAUGCCAAGUUUAAUUUUGUUUAUCUUCCUGUUGUGGCAGGCUUAGAAGAUGGGUUGAUCUUCAAAACGAACUUCUGUGCUUGCAAUGCGCAUGUCAAGAUGGAGAUGUCACUGCGUUUGGGGAUCCUUGCUUUCUUAUAAUUUUGAGAAACAAUAUGUUUGUCAUGACCCAUUUUUAUUGGUAUUAUAAAAUAGUAGUAUCGACUCUUGUUCUUGUAGAUUUUGGGGCUAUUCAUGUAAGUUGCUGCAUGUUUGACACAUUUGAUGGGUACUACUAGUUCAACAUAAUAUAUUGGUUGAAUGAUAAUGAGUUUCUUUGAUUCAA
Molecule: messenger RNA, 1421 nt
Organism: Malania oleifera
Lineage: Eukaryota; Viridiplantae; Streptophyta; Magnoliopsida; Santalales; Ximeniaceae
Product: ADP-ribosylation factor-like
Exons: 6
Coding region: 97-723 (208 amino acids)
Biological process (GO): intracellular protein transport; vesicle-mediated transport
Cellular component (GO): cytoplasm
Molecular function (GO): GTP binding; GTPase activity
Source: RefSeq, a predicted model, not a curated record